CGUUCAUCCAAGGGUUCUUGCCAGGGUUUUUCUCACCGUCUUCAAUCCUCCGUCGCCGAGCAAUGGGGGCCGACCCUAAUGUCGAUCUCAGUUCGUUGGCCGCUCCCGUGAGCUCUCCUGUCGACAAGUUCCCCCUCCUCCCCGCUUUCUUGAAGGUUCGGGGACUGGUGAAGCAGCAUAUUGAUUCCUUUGACUACUUCAUUAACCAUGGCAUUAAAAAGAUCAUGAAGGCCAAUGAUCGCAUUGUCUGUCGUCAUGAUCCAGCCAUGUAUCUUAGGUAUACCAACAUCUAUGUUGCGCGACCUUCCAGAAUAACUGAUACUAUCAAUGAGCCUCUCACUCCCCAUGGUUGUCGCCUUUCUGAUUCCACCUAUGCUGCUGACAUUUUGGUCGACGUUGAAUAUACUAUUGGACAUGGAACAGCCAAGACCCCAAAGAAAGGAGAACUCAAAGAUGGUCCUCCUACACUUCAGAUGAGGAGGAAGGUCAUAAUUGGACGGAUGCCAAUUAUGCUCAGGAGCAGCCACUGUGUGCUGACUGGGAAGGAUGAAACUGAACUUGCAAAACUUGGUGAGUGCCCUCUUGAUCCUGGUGGCUAUUUUGUAGUGAAGGGAACUGAGAGGGUAAUUUUAAUACAAGAACAACUUUCCAAGAAUCGCAUAAUUAUUGAUAUGGACAGUAAGGGAAGAGUGACAGCAUCUGUUACGAGCAGCACACAUGAGACAAAGAGCAAGACUGUUUUCUUCAUGGAGAAAGAGAAGAUUUAUCUCCAACUUAAUCAAUUCGCAAAGCCAAUUCCCAUUUUGGUUGUCAUGAAAGCUAUGGGCAUGGAAAGUGAUCAAGAGGUUGUGCAAAUGCUUGGUAGAGAUCCUCGAUAUGGAUCUCUACUCCUUCCAUCUAUAGAGGAAUGUGCUUCUGAGAGGAUAUACACACAACAGCAAGCUUUAUCAUAUCUUGAAGGAAAGUUGACAAGUUUUAGUUCUUCAAGGGACGGUGGUAGAAGGGAAGGCAUGGCGGGGACUAUUCUUCUUGAUGUAUUUCUUGCUAAUGUUCCAGUAAUCAAUGGAAAUUUUCGACCUAAGUGCAUUUAUGCUUCAGUAAUGUUAAGGCGCAUGAUGGAUGCAAUCCUAAAUACAGACACAUUUGAUGACAAGGAUUAUGUUGGGAACAAGCGAUUGGAACUGUCUGGGCAACUUAUUUCUUUGCUUUUUGAGGAUUUAUUCAAAUCUAUGAAUUCCUGUGCUGCCGAUCUUCUGAACAAAGCAUAUGAGAAUACUAGUCAUCACUCUCACUUUCAUCUGUUUCAACCUUCAUUUAUAUUAAAGCAAGAUAUGAUAACCAACGGUUUAGAGAAAGCCAUUUCAACUGGAAAUUGGGAUUUAAAGCGUUUCAAGAUGCACCGAAAAGGUGUUUCUCAGGUUGUUUCAAGGCUGUCGUUUAUUGCAGCGUUGGGACACAUGACACGCAUAUCUCCCCAGUUUGAGAAGACCAGGAAAGUAAGUGGACCAAGAGCAUUGCAACCAAGCCAGUGGGGAAUGCUCUGUCCAUGUGACACUCCUGAAGGAGAAGCCUGUGGACUGACUAAAAAUUUAGCUUUGAUGACCCAUGUCACAACGGACGAUGAGGAGGGUCCUCUGAUAUCUCUGUGCUAUAGUUUAGGUGUUGAGGACUUGGCUCUUCUUUCUGGAGAGGAGCUCCAUGCACCAAAUUCAUUUCUUGUUAUAUUGAAUGGACUAAUACUUGGAAAACACAGGCAACCACGGAGAUUUGCUGGUGCUCUUAGAAAGUUGCGUAGGUUGGGUAAAAUUGGGGAAUUUGUUAGCGUCUUUGUGAAUGAUAAACAGCGUUGUGUUUAUGUUGCUUCUGAUGGUGGUCGAGUUUGUAGACCUCUUGUAAUUGCUGACAAGGGUGUAUCAAGGAUAAAGGAGCACCAUAUUCAAGAAUUGCGGGCGGGUGUUCGUAAUUUUGAUGAUUUUCUCCAUGAAGGACUAAUAGAAUAUCUGGAUGUUAAUGAAGAGAACAAUGCUUUGAUUGCUCUCUAUGAGGGUGAUAUCGAUAAAGAUGAUGCUGACAAUGAAAAGGAUGCUAACAAAAGCAAAAUAACACACAUAGAGAUUGAACCAUUUACGAUUUUAGGGGUUUGUGCUGGACUAAUUCCUUUUCCUCAUCACAAUCAGUCUCCUCGGAAUACAUAUCAGUGUGCUAUGGGAAAGCAGGCAAUGGGCAAUAUUGGCUAUAACCAGCUUUGCCGUGCAGACACUCUGCUUUACCUGCUUGUAUACCCACAACGUCCCUUGCUGACGACAAAGACGAUAGAGCUGGUUGGUUUUGAUAAGCUUGGAGCAGGACAAAAUGCCACUGUUGCUGUAAUGAGCUAUAGCGGUUAUGAUAUUGAAGAUGCCAUAGUCAUGAACAAGUCAUCACUUGACCGUGGAUUUGGUCGUUGUAUAGCAAUGAAAAAGUAUUCAUGUGUCAAUGAAAUCUAUAGCAAUGGGGCACGUGAUAAAAUAGUACGCCCUGAUACGGAUCCUUCUGCUAGGAAGUCAACCAUGCAGAUUUUGGAUAAUGAUGGAAUAGCUGCACCUGGUGAGAUUGUCCGCAAUCAUGAUGUUCUUGUGAACAAAUAUGCCCCAAAAAAUACAGGGGAUCGCCACCCUUCUGGAACUCCAAUUGAUUAUAGGCCUGCCAAUGCUACUUACAAAGGUCCUGAAGGGGAGACUACUGUGAUUGAUCGUGUACUCCUCAGCUCUGAUCCAAAUGGAAAACUGUGCAUCAAAUUUAUUGUUCGUCACACACGAAGGCCUGAAUUGGGUGAUAAAUUCAGCAGUCGACAUGGUCAGAAAGGUGUAUGUGGCACCAUUGUUCAGCAGGAGGAUUUUCCCUUCACUGAACGUGGCAUCUGCCCCGAUUUAAUCAUGAAUCCACAUGGAUAUCCCAGCCGAAUGACAGUAGGAAAAAUGAUAGAGCUUCUUGGUAGCAAAGCUGGAGUUUCAUGUGGAAGAUUUCAUUAUGGAAGUGCCUUUGGGGAGCCGAGUGGCCACGCAGACAAGGUGGAAGACAUAAGUGCCACCCUUGUGAAGCAUGGAUUUAGUUAUAGCGGGAAGGAUUUCCUAUAUUCUGGGAUCACAGGUUAUCCUCUUCAAGCAUAUAUAUUCAUGGGGCCUAUUUAUUACCAAAAAUUGAAGCACAUGGUUCUUGAUAAGAUGCAUGCUCGUGCUAAAGGACCUCGUGUGACACUCACCAGACAACCCACGGAAGGAAGAAGUCGUGAUGGAGGAUUACGCUUGGGAGAAAUGGAGCGUGAUUGUUUAAUAGCAUACGGUACGAGCAUGAUACUCUUCGAACGAUUGAUGUUAUCGAGUGACCCUUACCAAGUUCAGGUCUGCAGAAAAUGUGGCUUACUGGGUUACUAUAAUUACAAGCUGAAGACUGCUUUUUGUUCAAUGUGCAAAAAUGGUGAUAACAUUUCAACUAUGAAAUUACCUUAUGCCUGCAAGCUCCUGUUUCAGGAACUGCAAUCCAUGAAUGUAGUCCCACGGCUGAAACUAACUGAAGCUUGAUCAAUGCAAUAAAUAGGAAUGCUAAUCCCUUUUCCCUGAGAAAGUUCUAUUUAGUGUCAAGGUGCUUCAAACAGCAGUUAUAACCGUUGAUGGAGAAAGUAAGUAUUUAUUACUGAAGAUAACUAACAACUGAAGAUGUUGACGGAGACGACGUAAUGGUUCAUCUUGCAGUUUUUAUGGCUCGACGAGUUAAUAAAUUGCUAUUAUUUGCUGAGUUACCAUCAUGUUGAUGCGAUAAGCCAAUGUCGUUUACGUACCAACAAGAACGAGCCCUCAAGGGAUCAAAAUGUGAACCAAAGCUUGGUUAUCUAGUUUUUUGGUUCAUGAUAUGGUUAGGUCUAAUUAUUUGUUGUUGUUGUAUAUUAUUAAAAUAAAUAAUAACCCGGAGUGUUCUAAAUUUAUUUGUGUAAUAUUUUU
Messenger RNA from Dioscorea cayenensis subsp. rotundata (Guinea yam), 3977 nucleotides. Its product is annotated as DNA-directed RNA polymerase III subunit 2. The transcript is spliced from 38 exons. NCBI's taxonomy places the organism in Eukaryota, Viridiplantae, Streptophyta, Magnoliopsida, Dioscoreales, Dioscoreaceae. The coding region runs from base 63 to 3560 and encodes 1165 amino acids. Gene Ontology annotation, cellular component: RNA polymerase III complex. Gene Ontology annotation, biological process: DNA-templated transcription. Gene Ontology annotation, molecular function: DNA-directed RNA polymerase activity; DNA binding; ribonucleoside binding. The record is from RefSeq and is a predicted model, not a curated record.